CUAUGCAUUGACGAUAUAAGGAAAGAGUUGCCGGAAAAAAAUCAAUAUGAAAAAUAAUUGGACAUCUUACUUUCUUAUAGACUGUUCUCAACUUAUCCCAAUGCUUCUCUUCCCUUUUACCCCACAUCUUCAGCUAUCCCCAUCCUUUUGUUGCUUUUCGACAUAACGAACUUUAACUUUUCCAUGCUAUAUAUAUUAAUCUUAUGGCAAACUAUAGUACUCCAUGAAAGCGCAUUCCAACAACAGAAUACAAUUGCAUACUAUUUGUAGUUUCUGUUUACAUAAUACCAGAGAAACAAUCCAGUAUCCUUGUUCAGCUGAUCCACAAAUGGGCAUUCAAGACCAAAGCGCGAAGUAGGAGUUGCAGAGUUAUGGGUGGUGAUGGUGCAACCAGCUGCGGUAGCAGUUUUUUGAAGGGUUUCUUGAGAGCUGUUCUUUUACUUAGUUUUCUAUGUUGUGUAUCUGCUGAGAUUUUAGUGAAACAAAGAGCCAAAACUGUCACCAAAGCAGUUACAGGGACAACAAGCAAUAAUUUAGAUGUUGGGAGGACAACAACACAAACUGAAAGGCAUUUUCUUCCAAGGAAUACCAAUCUCAAUUAUGUCAGCAAAAGAAGAGUAUGGAGCGAAGCUGAUCCCAUACACAACAGGGAAGCUGGAAAGUACAUGGAAACACGCAUUCGUGCUUGAGCUUAGGGGCAAAGUAAGAGGCUGGACAACAAUGACGAAACCAGAAAUUUCCGCAAGGGUGUUCAAACUUGAAAGAAGUGAAAACAAUUCCCCCAAAAGGGUGUUCAGUUUUGGGUGUUCAGUAUAUGUUAUACACCUCUAACACCAAAUAUACUUAUUUAUAUACAUAGUGUAAUUUUUCGACGAAGGGUGGUCAAUUGACCAUCUUUCGGAUAAUGUAGCUUCGCCGCUGCUUGACAACUACUAUUGCAAAGAGUUUCGCCAAUCAACAAGAUUUUUUUUGCUUGGAAACUCAUUGUGCAUUGCACAUCUUGAGUACUAAGCACCAUCUGUUUGUAGAGAAGCAAAUUACAAUCAAGUGAAUGAAAAUUUCAGCUACCAAAUCAAAUUCAAGAGGGCAAAUAGCCUUUGAAACGCCCAAUUGAUUUCCAGUUUAUCCAAAAUCAUUUCGGAUAAGAAACACAACAUCCGCAUUAGGAACUAAAGAUACUAAUCAACAAUGUCAUUCAAGACUAAUCAGAAGGGUUAAUUGCCAAUAACCUUGCCUAGGUUGCAUCCCCAUUGGAUAAAUUAAUAUCAAUGUAAAGGCAGAUAUUUUACCAAACCAAUCCAUUCUGGAAUAUAGCAUGGCCUGUAUAGGCAUUGCAUCACUUUCCUUACUUUCACAUAUCUGUCAGGAUUUUAUGCUUUUUCGCUUACUAAAGGGGAAAAGAAGAAUCCUCUUUUCAUCAAACCUCCAAAAAGCAAACAUGCAGAAAUUAUCAAAUAGCGUCAACCUAGAGCAAUCAUCGACAAAUUUUGAAGCUAAGGCAGCAUAAUCUUUACUCUUGUUUGGCUUAAGAUUCACAUCUGAAAAAAGGAAUUUAGAUAUUUUAUAAUUUGAUAUACAAACAAUAAACGAUUGCAAGGGACCCGCUGAAUAUAUGAAGAACAAAGGGGAAUGCUCUGACCUUAAAAGGCCAAUGCUCAGGUCAGUUGCAAAAA
This is a messenger RNA of Nicotiana tabacum (common tobacco), 1673 nucleotides long. Lineage: Eukaryota; Viridiplantae; Streptophyta; Magnoliopsida; Solanales; Solanaceae. The record is from RefSeq and is a predicted model, not a curated record.